Anoplopoma fimbria (sablefish) is the source of this 1423-nucleotide messenger RNA. RefSeq names its product INO80 complex subunit C (gene ino80c). The record is from RefSeq and is a predicted model, not a curated record. Lineage: Eukaryota; Metazoa; Chordata; Actinopteri; Perciformes; Anoplopomatidae. The transcript has 5 exons. Gene Ontology annotation, cellular component: Ino80 complex. Gene Ontology annotation, biological process: chromatin remodeling. The coding region runs from base 92 to 709 and encodes 205 amino acids.
UUUACAAUGCGGACGUCGGGCUGCUAAUGCUAAGUGUCGAGAGAUACAUCUGCAUUCAAAUCGUACAUUACAACCACUUCGCUCACCACAAAUGGCGUCUCAGAUCCCCAUAACCGUCAGGGCUCCGCCGGCAGCCGCCAGCUCCGCCGCUCUCCGGGGGAAGAAACGUCCCGCUAGUCCGGCGGUGUCUGCCGCUCAGCCGGUCACCGGGAGCAGCAGCAGCAGCAGCAGCAAGAAGAAGAAGGGCCAGCUGACAACUGUACCAACCACACCGGCACAGAUAACAGCAGUGGAGUCGGUGGAUGAGGUGAAGCCAGUGGCAACAGUCGACUGCAAUCCUACGGCCAUCACAGAGUCCACAGCAAAGCCUCCCCCAUUCAAAGACCCCGCAUUUAUGCAUUCUGGGAUCGGUGGAGCAGCAGCAGGUAAAAAGAACAGGACCUGGAAGAAUCUCAAACAGAUCCUGGCUUUGGAGCGGACUUUACCCUGGAAGCUCAAUGAUCCCAACUACUACAGCAUUGACGCCCCUCCCUCCUUGAAGCCAACUAAGAAAUACUCAGACAUCUCUGGACUCCCUGCAAAUUACACGGACCCACAGACGAAGCUACGCUUCACAUCCUCCGAGGAGUUCUCCUACAUACGCCUCCUCCCCACAGAUGUUGUUACUGGCUACCUUGCCCUCCGAAAGGCAACAUGUAUCGUACCCUGACAGCUGAGCAAGGCUUGAAACCUGAAACAGGUUGAAACUAGAACUGAAAUCAUGUCAGUGUAGGAAGCUGUUGGACCAGCCAGGAGACCGAGAGCACAGGCUGCAUGUGGUCGCGUGGACAAAGCCUGAGUCAUUAUUGUUGCUGUGUGACAAAAUCAAUGGGACAAAUGUGAAACAUGAGGUUUUUUACAUUUGGAAAACAAAACAAACUUUUGAGUUAUUUCCUUAUUCUUAUUGUGACGAAACCUUGAUGUUGUCAAUAGCUCAUUGUUUUAUUGUCACUCUAUCUGAGAAUGUCCGAUGAACUGGACGAAACAUGUUUUAUUCCAAAAGGGGACAGAAAGUGUUAAUAAAUUCCUUCAAAAGUCACUAAUAGUUUUAUGUUGCAUAUUUUAAAAAAAAACACAUUUCGUAGUAUUCUAGAUUAUAUUUUUCCAUUAUGUGCUCCUAUGAACUGUGGUUAGUGGAAGUUUGAGAGCUGAGUGUGGAUUUGCUUCUGCUAAAUCCCAGGUGAACAUCCAGUUGUUUCUCAUUUACUCAGUGACAAAGACGCAGUACGCCCCCUUGUGGUGGAGUGUCUGUCUCCAGUGCUGAAAAACCUGUCCUGUUAGGUUAAAGAGAAGUAGACAAAAAAUGUUGCAUAGCCUUUUGAAGGAGUUUGUCCAUUUUAGAUUUAUGAUUUUUAUAUGAAGCUCAUUAAAGCUAAUUUGAAUU